Molecule: messenger RNA, 856 nt
Organism: Moneuplotes crassus
Lineage: Eukaryota; Ciliophora; Spirotrichea; Euplotida; Euplotidae
Source: the annotation of a GenBank genome assembly
UAUUACUCAUAGUUGCCAGAUAUGGAAAAUAAGGAUCCUAGCCUGAAGUUCACUUCUAUAGAACAAGUAGCGUCCCAAGAGAGCACUGAUUUGAUAGAUGAGGACCAAAGGCAGUAUGGCAGGCUCGUAUCUUUCAAUUGUGAGUAUAAAUUUAUUAUGAUGAUACCUAAACGACCCUAUGACAUUAUUGCGAACCAUAAAACCCAACUAGACAGGCAAGCAAUUCAAAAGAUUAUCAAGCUAGCCUCAGGUAUCAGAAAGAUGGGAUAUCUCGUAUUUCGGGAGAUGAAGAAGGACAAGCAGUUUAUCUAUCACCCUAGUGAAUGAAAUUUGAGUCAAAAAGUUGAACAGACUUCACUUUGAAGCAAGCCAAAUAGCCUCAGUUAACUUUAGUCUUUAUGAGAGAAACUUCAUUCGGAUGAUUUCUUCUGUAUCACAGUUGGUUCAAAUUAAAAAUUUCACUGUAUCCAAUAGAAGCUUUGGUAGAAUCUUAAUGAGCCCAAGAGCGUCUAUCAAUAUCAGCUUCAGUCAAUGAAAUAUCUCCAUUCAAGGGUUCAACUAUCUGAAUAAUUGUCAGCCAUCAGUCCAUAUACUCCACUUAAACGAGAACAACAUAAUUCAGCCUGAAGAGGACAACGUGUAUUUGGAUGGACUCAUCCAGAAGAUCGCAGGGUCAAAGCUAAAUGACUGUUUGAACCAAGUUCAUGUCUCUCUUUCAGAGUCGAUUCUUUCAGACAUGGAUUAUAUAACAAAGAAUGAUUACCAUAUUGGAAACUUUAGUGUGCUUAUUUCAUAAUCUCUGCGAUACAAGCCUCAAAAGCUUCAGAUGUUGGUCUAAGAAUGAUAAUAUCUUCUA